AUGGCUGCCACUCCAACAGAAGAAGAGGCUCGUCAAGCCCUCGAAACUCUCAUCACAACCGCAUCAACACUUCUAGAACAACUCCAAUCAAUCCUAACUUCCAUCCAACGCAACCCAACAACCCCCUCCCCCACCACCACAACCGAAACAACCGACAUCGACGCUCUCGCUCUAGCCCGCGACUGCUCCUCCCUCAUCCGCGCCCACGGCACAAAAAUCUCUCUCCUCAUAAUCAACGAACCCUUCACACCCAGCGCUCUCACCACCGUCGUCCGCGAACUCGUCAAGGGUCCCAUCCCCGGUUUAGCUACAGCCGUGCAAGCCUGCGAGACAAAACUAUAUACCUCUGUUGUGCGAAAAGAACUUGCGUACCGCGCUCAAAAGGUUCUAGCAGAGUUAUCGAACCUUUUGAAUCGUGUACCGAAAGAUGGAAAGGUUCUUUCUGGUGGAGGGAGGGAUAGCGGUUCGGGAAGUCUUGCGCUGACGGGUAUGUUGUGGUCUGCGUGUGAUGAAGUCGUUGCGCUGGCAAACAUGGGCGUGGGAGGUUUCUUUGUAAAGAAAGCUGAAGAGUGGAGAGAUACGCUCAAGGAUGUUAUGGAGGAAUUAAAAGAAUGGGGAGAAGAAGAAGACGAUGAAGAUGAAGAUGAAGAUGAAGUGGAUGACCUGGCAGAAAAGAUGAACCACGCUUCACUUUCCAAUCAAGAAAUCCUCGACGAAAUGAUGAACUCUUCAUCCGCAAUCCCUCGCUCCGACCCCGAUAAAAUCCGUCCUCGUCUCGACUCAACACUCAAGCGUCUACGCAUGGUAGUUCUUUUGUACCAAGCCCUUUCGAAGCGUCGUUUCAAGAAACUUCCCAAGGAUACUACAAAGGGGGAUAUGCCAGCCAAGCUGGACAGUACUGCGAGUGUGCUAGCUGGAUUGCCAGACAAGUUUGGUGAUUUGGCAGAAGCGUUUUAUGAGUUGGAUGGGGAGGAGAUUGAUACGCUUAUGGAGGAAUGUUUUGAGAGUGCUGUUGGUGUGAGUGAGGUUCUCAAGAUUGGUUGGGAAGGGGAGAGUGAUGAGUUUAGUGAGUGGAUGGAAAAGUUCAAGGUUGAAGUCAAGAAGGCAUAA
Molecule: messenger RNA, 1110 nt
Organism: Fusarium poae
Lineage: Eukaryota; Fungi; Ascomycota; Sordariomycetes; Hypocreales; Nectriaceae
Exons: 1
Coding region: 1-1110 (369 amino acids)
Biological process (GO): regulation of cell cycle
Cellular component (GO): nucleus
Source: RefSeq, a predicted model, not a curated record